AAGUUUGGAGAGUGGGGCUAAAAAACGAAAGGGGCCGCACACAAAUUUUUGCUGUUUUACAGACGAGCGACAUAAAAAUGGCUUUGAAUGGCUUUUGCCGACGUCGUCGUUGUUGUUGUCGUCGUCGUUCUGCAGCCAUUGCAGCCUGCCUGUUAAUCGCCUUGUCAGUGUUCAGCGAUGCGCCGCUGCCAGCGGAGGCGCAGCGUCCCGAAAACUGGCCACCCCCAGCCCUACUGAAAAUGGCCAAACCCUUUCACGAUACCUGCGUCGCCCAGACGGGCGUUGAUGAGGCCCAUAUUAAGGAGUUCAGCGACGGACAAAUCCACGAUGAUGAGAAGCUCAAAUGCUAUAUGAAUUGCCUUUUCCACGAAAUCGAUGUGGUCGACGAUAAUGGCGAUGUGCAUUUUGAAAAAUUGUUUUACACCGUGCCCAUGACCAUACGUGACAAGCUAAUCGAAAUGUCCAAGGGCUGCAUGCAUCCAGAGGGUGAUACAUUAUGCCACAAGGCCUGGUGGUUUCAUCAGUGCUGGAAAAAAGCUGAUCCGGCUCACUACUUUCUACCUUGAAGUGCGACACAGUGCCUUCUCACGUCAUCAUAGUGGCUUAUUCUGUAUAUACAUUGUACUUUUUGUGUUGGUUGAAAUGUCUUAAAUAUAUAUAGCAGUUCAGAAAUUGUCUGAAGUGUAAAGUUAAAGCCGAAA
Messenger RNA from Scaptodrosophila lebanonensis, 701 nucleotides. RefSeq names its product general odorant-binding protein 83a-like. Gene Ontology annotation, biological process: sensory perception of smell. NCBI's taxonomy places the organism in Eukaryota, Metazoa, Arthropoda, Insecta, Diptera, Drosophilidae. The transcript is spliced from 5 exons. The record is from RefSeq and is a predicted model, not a curated record. Gene Ontology annotation, molecular function: odorant binding. The coding region runs from base 78 to 566 and encodes 162 amino acids.